Molecule: messenger RNA, 657 nt
Organism: Drosophila hydei
Lineage: Eukaryota; Metazoa; Arthropoda; Insecta; Diptera; Drosophilidae
Exons: 1
Coding region: 149-640 (163 amino acids)
Source: RefSeq, a predicted model, not a curated record
AGUAAAUAAAACGCGUGGACAGUCCUCGCUCGCAGUCAGUCAAGAGAAGUGAAUUGUCGGGUUCAGUUGGGAAACGGGCGCCUCAGGAACUAAUCGACAGCUGGAAUAUACAUAGAGUUUACUUACAAAUAAGAUAACGGCAAUCAGCAUGCGUCAGUUAUAUGCAAUUAGUGUGUUGGCAGUGCUCCUGCUCGGGAUCGCCCAUAGCCGUGCCGAUCUGCUGGACUGCGAGGACAAAGUGCCCGCCGUGCUAAGCGAGAUCGGCGAUAAGUUCUCGGAGAUGACGGGCAGCAGCAGCAGCUCGGAGCAUGAAGUGCGCGACUUCUUUAAGAAUGUCGGCUGCCAGAUCAAGAAGGGCGCCAAGAAGCUGGGCGAAAAGGCCAAGGACCUGGGCAGCGAAAUCAAGGAGGGCGCCAAGAAGCUGGGCGAGCGCGCCAAAGACCUGGGCACCGACAUCAGCGAUCGCAUCGCCGACUUUCGCGAUAAGCUAGCCAAAGACUCGGCUGAGGACUUGAGCAAUGACCGCGGCUUCCUAGCCAACGUCGAGAUCAUCAAUCCGGACCUGCUCAAGGGCGAGCAGCAGUGCGGCCACGGACACAUUCUGGAUGCCUUGGGCAACUGCAGCAAGUUAAGGAAGUGAUGCAGCCCCACGAAGUC